GGGACGCCAUGCGCGUGCGCGCUGCAGGUCGGCGCCGGGCGGGGGCGGAGCGGCAGUCGCAGGCCCACGCCGUAAACAGACAACAUGGCGGCCGCAGUGGCGGCGGCACCUGGGGCCUUGGGCUCCCUGCAUGCUGGCGGUGCUCGCCUGGUGGCCGCUUGCAGUGCGCGGCUGUGCCCGGGAUUGAGGCUGCCCAGCUCGUUGGCAGGCCGGCGCGUGGGCCCGGCGAUCUGGGCUCAGGGCUGGGUGCCUGCGGCCGGUGGUCCCGCCCCGAAAAGGGGCUACAGCUCUGAGAUGAAGACCGAGGACGAGCUGCGGGUGCGGCACCUGGAGGAGGAGAACCGAGGAAUUGUGGUGCUUGGAAUAAACAGAGCUUAUGGCAAAAAUGCACUCAGUAAAAAUCUUAUAAAAAUGCUAUCAAAAGCUGUGGAUGCUUUGAAAUCUGAUAAGAAAGUACGGACCAUAAUAAUCAGGAGUGAAGUCCCAGGGAUAUUCUGUGCUGGUGCUGACCUUAAGGAAAGAGCCAAAAUGAGUUCCAGUGAAGUUGGUCCUUUUGUCUCCAAAAUAAGAGCAGUGAUUAAUGAUAUUGCUAAUCUUCCAGUACCAACAAUUGCAGCAAUAGAUGGACUCGCUUUAGGUGGUGGUCUUGAACUGGCUUUAGCUUGUGAUAUACGAGUAGCAGCUUCCUCUGCAAAAAUGGGCCUGGUUGAAACAAAACUGGCAAUUAUUCCUGGUGGAGGGGGAACACAGCGAUUGCCGCGCGCCAUUGGAAUGUCCCUGGCCAAGGAGCUCAUAUUCUCUGCGCGAGUCCUCGAUGGCCAAGAAGCCAAAGCAGUGGGCUUAAUCAGCCACGUUCUAGAACAGAACCAAGAGGGAGAUGCUGCCUACAGAAAGGCCCUGGACCUGGCCAGAGAGUUUUUACCUCAGGGACCUGUUGCAAUGAGAGUGGCAAAAUUAGCAAUUAAUCAAGGGAUGGAGGUCGAUUUAGUAACAGGGUUAGCCAUAGAAGAA
Cercocebus atys (sooty mangabey) is the source of this 1011-nucleotide messenger RNA. It is a transcript of the gene AUH, whose product is annotated as AU RNA binding protein/enoyl-CoA hydratase. The transcript is spliced from 9 exons. NCBI's taxonomy places the organism in Eukaryota, Metazoa, Chordata, Mammalia, Primates, Cercopithecidae. Gene Ontology annotation, molecular function: enoyl-CoA hydratase activity. The annotation marks the transcript as partial. Gene Ontology annotation, biological process: fatty acid beta-oxidation. Gene Ontology annotation, cellular component: mitochondrion. The record is from RefSeq and is a predicted model, not a curated record.